CAGCGGCGAUGGAAAGGAUUUACUCGUGCAAACAUUGCGGUCGUAGUUUGUCGAGCAAUUCGCUGUAACGUCCAUCUUGGCUUCGGUGUGGCGGCAUCGAGCGAUAAAAGAUCAUGGAGGGCCACGAGAGGCCCGUGGCCCACGUCUCGUGCCUUUAUCCCGAGAUUCUGGCCCUCAUCUUCAGCUAUUUGGACGUACGAGAUAAAGGACGCGCCGCGCAAGUGUGCGCUGCAUGGCGGGAAGCGGCGUACCACAAGUCCGUAUGGCGGGGCGUGGAGGCGAAAUUGCACUUACGAAGAUCCAAUCCUUCUUUGUUCCAAAGCCUCGUACAGCGUGGAAUACGACGCGUUCAAGUGCUUAGCUUGAGGAGAAGCUUACGCGAUGUGGUGCAAGGCAUUCCGAAUAUUGAAAGCCUUAACCUUAUAGGGUGCUACAAUUUAACAGAUAUGUGGUUAACGCAAGCCUUCGUUCAAGAUGUUUUGACAUUGACUGUGCUCAAUUUAAGCAUGUGUAAACAGAUAACAGAUUCGAGUCUAAGGAAAAUAUCCGAGCAUCUGAAAAAUCUCGAAGUUCUUGAUUUGGGUGGUUGCAGUAACAUAACAAACACUGGCCUGUUGCUUGUGGCAUGGGGACUGAGAAAGCUUAAAAGUCUGAAUCUCCGUAGCUGUCGGCACGUGUCAGAUGCUGGAAUAGGCUACCUAGCGGGAUUGAGUUCCGAUAUCGCCGAAGGUACGUUAUCCAUCGAACACUUAGGACUGCAAGAUUGCCAAAGGUUGACAGAUGACGGUUUGAGGCACCUAAGUGUCGGACUCCAUAAUUUGAAGAGCAUCAAUUUAAGCUUCUGUGCCAGCGUUACCGACUCUGGACUCAAACAUCUAGCGCGUAUGGGCUCAUUAAGAGAACUCAAUCUUCGAAGUUGUGACAGUGUUUCCGAUGUGGGCCUUGCUUAUCUAGCCGAGAACAAUUCGCGAGUAACUGUACUAGAUGUCAGUUUUUGCGACAAAGUGGGUGACCAAGGUUUACUUCACAUUUCUCAAGGCUUGUUUAACCUCCGUAGUCUCAGUUUAAAUGCCUGCCCCAUCAGUGAUGAAGGUUUGGGCAGGAUAGCCCGAACAUUGACAGAUUUGCGCACAUUAAACAUAGGCCAAUGUAGCCGAAUAACUGACAAAGGCCUAAGCUUGGUGUCUGAGCAUUUACAUCGACUUUUAUGCAUAGAUUUGUAUGGAUGCACAAAUAUUACGACUGUUGGUCUAGAAAAAGUGAUGCAAUUACCUCAACUUAGUGUCCUUAAUUUAGGUUUGUGGCAAAAAAGGUGACAUCUACUUUGCCUGAACUUAGCUAGUGCUUGUGCCAUUUUAAAGGAUAUAUUUUUGUGGGGACCAUCCUAUCAACCAUUACCAGGGAUAUAUUUCAUAACCAGCUGUAACGUAUGAUAAGGUAAACUUGUGAAAAAUUUUAAACUCUUUCAGUAUUCUGCAUUUUAUAAUUAUUCUUGAAUGACUUAAGUUCAUGCCUCUGUCAAGAAAAUAAGUUGUUAAAAUUAUAUUUCACUUCAAAAUUUUGUUGAAAUUGUUUAUUGGCAUAUUUAUGUUUCAGUUAAUAUUUGUGACUAUAAUAAUAUAAGUUUUAUGCACAUAAUUUCAUUUACUUGACCUAAUGUUAGGGUGGGUUUCAGUUUUGAGAGAAAUUUUUCAUAUAAGGUGGGAUUCAUUUAUUAAAAAUAGCUGUUUUGUGAAAUGUCCUCUAUCUUAAAUGUUUUAAAUUUAACAUAUUUUUUUAUUAUCUGCUUAUAAGGUCCUAAAUUUCCUAUUGAAAACUGCAAAAGUAUGUAUAAUAUUUCUUUAAUUGUCUCAUGUAGUGAGCAUAAAAUAAGUAUGAUUUCAGAAUUUUUUUUUUAUAUUUUCCCUUGUAAUUAAGAUUAUAUAAAAUGCAGAUUAUUGAUAGAGCUAAUGUAAAAAAAUAUGAAAUUUUUGCUCUUGUGUAUCAGAUUAAGUUACACAGUAUUUUCUAAUGUAAAAUUUUUUAUAUUUAACAUUUGCUCAGGAAUGCAAUAUUUCAUUUUGCUCAACUUAUUACAUACACUUGUGUUGCUAUUAUUACCAGUCUUUUUCAGAUGCGCUAAUUCCAUAUUUUGAUAACUUUUCUCUCCUUUCUAAUGUUUUUUAUUGUUAUCCCUAAUUUCCAGAUGUUGAUAGUAAAUCAUUGCCCUCAGAAUGUUUUCAGUUCUGUAUCAAGUUUUUACCAGAUAAGGCAGGGUAUGUUAUGUAAGAAUUCAGAUUUUCAUUUUUUCUCAUGUUAUCUUUGAUCAUUCAGCUGCUUCCUUCCUAAUGAGGAAUAAAAAUAAUUGAAUAAUGAAGUGAUAUUUAAAAAAUAUCAUGCUGUGGUAUUAAUCUUAUUUUGCAGCUUGGCAUACUGUGAUAUUAACUUUUCAAACAUUUAAUGUUCAUUCUGUGUUAAAUAAUUUUUGUUGAUAUCUGAAUCAUUUGUGUAAUGUAUUUUAUUAAAAUAAAUAUCAUAACUUGCAGAAUUUCUUGUUAAGUUACCUAAAAACCAAAUUUUACUGAUUUGUGUAAAUAAUUUUUCUCUUCUAAAAUAAAUAUUUUUUAGAGUAUGUCAUCUUUUAAUUUUCAUGAAAUAAUGUAAUGUAAAUAAUUCUUUGUUAUUUUAAAAUCUGACUGUGUAUGUUUGAAGAGGAAUAAAAAAUUUAAUUUUGUUAUUUAUUUUAUAGGAGUACGUAAUUCUUUUUAUUGAAAUAUAUCCAUAUUAAGAUUUUAAAGAAAGCAUGCUUAAGCUCUACUAUUAUGUCAGUUCAUCUUUGUUUUAUAUGAGAGUUAUAUAUUAUUCAUAUAAUUUUAUUUUGUACAGAACUUAAUGUAGUACAUAGUUUACGUAUGUGCCCUGGAAAUUUUGGUAUUGAUAAUUAAAAAUUAUAUCUGAUGAUAAAUUUAUCGGGAAAAGUGCAAAAUCACCCACUGCUUGGCACGUUUUUAAGAACUGCACAUACACGGUAUCCAUGUACACAUCGACUUUAUUUUUACUUUAAAAAAUUGCCAGAACUGCCCAAAAAUGGCAUUGUGCACUCUCUUGACUUUAUCCAUGUACACAUCGACCUAUUUUCAUUAAAAAGUCAAAGAAAAUUGACAAAAAUCCAAUUCUUCUUACUCCUGUAAAAAGCACCAAACCAAUAAGUGGGAAUUAUGCACUUUACCCAAUUUAUCUUUAAUGCAUCUUGUUUGUAAUGUAGCUGUUAUCAAAAGUUAUUAUCUUCUAUAAGUUGCAUAUGUAUUGUCUAAGAACUUCAAAGAUAUGUUCUGUACACUAAGAAUUUCAGUUUUGUUUCUUACUUAGUUGGAAUUUAAAUCCUUUUUUAUAUAAAACUUUCUAAAAGCUUCUUUGAAAUAUAUAAUUAGGCAGGUAUUUUAAAUUUGAAGAGAAGGAAGAAGUCACUUAAAAUUGUGUUCCAUUCAAAGAAAGAAGAAUGUUUACACAAAGCUGUAUAAAAGUAUAGGAAAAUAAAUGGUCCUUUGCAUCCUCUUCAGAAUUGAACUUGUUUCUGAAAAAUAAUAAUAAUAAUUGCAAUUUAGUUUAAGUUUUGUACAAUGUUAAGUUUUGAAUUAUAGGAAUUAAAAGAGUUUAAAAUGUAAGCAUAUUAGGUGUAACUUCAAAAUUAUGGUUUUAUUUUAUUGAAAUAUGUGCAUCGGUGAGCAGAAGGAAGGUAUAAUUGAGGAGUACAAAACCAUUAACAAAGGGUAUUGCAAGUAAUAUACUAUUUUAUCUUUUGUGAGGGAGGAGGCAGCAAUAUAAGUUGUUUAAAAUACUUCAUAUUUUAAGUACAAUGAAACCUCCUAUGGCAACUAUCUUCUAUAAAAGGUUUAAAUGCUCUAAAAUUGAUGAAUAUGUCUGAGACCAUAAUUAUAGCAAAUUCAUGAUAUAAUUCACCUGAAAAGUACAUAAAUUACGUUAAUAAUAUGACAAUUUUUGAAAAGUUUGAAAUUUUAAAAUGAAGUUACUGGUAAAUAUGUCUAAAAAUUUGUAAUUCUUUAGAAAAAAAGGAAUUCCUGUUUUUGUAUCUCUAUGAUCCUCUGAAAGAAAGAAAGCUAUGUUAGAUCGAUUUUUUGCGAGUCUUAAGUUGUUUCUUAAAAUAGAUUGAUUUUGUAUUCAAAGAAGAAAAGUUUUCUGUGUUUUAUAAUUUUCCCGAUUUUGUAUUCAAAGAAGAAAAGUUUUCUGUGUUUUAUAAUUUUCCCAUUAUGUGAAAAAAUAUGCAAAUUGUGUUAAUAGGAAUUUUGUUCAAUAUCUGUAUUGAAUAAAAACUGUCUUCAUUAGAUUUUUAGGAAGCAUGCGAAUGAUCAUUUCUCUUGUAAGCAAUAUUUUGUAAUUGUUUAUGUAUUUAAGCAGAGCUUUAUUGAAUUGUAACCAAGAAAAUUGAUUUUUAUUAUCUGUUUUUUAGAAGUGAUUAUCUCAUUUUCACUGACCAUUCCGAAAUAUUCUUUUACACAGUGAAUUGUAUAUUAUGUAGAUUGAAUGUAAUUUGUGUACAUAAAAAAAAAAAAAAAAAAAAAAAAAAAAAAGCAGCACAGAAUUAAAUGAUAUGCAGAUGAGGUGCUUAUUGUUCUAUGAAAAAUCCAAAGGCCUUAUACUUUGAAACUAAGUACCAACAAAGUAAAUUUUGUUAUAUAAAA
Messenger RNA from Stegodyphus dumicola, 4679 nucleotides. It is a transcript of the gene Ppa, whose product is annotated as F-box and leucine rich repeat protein partner of paired. Gene Ontology annotation, cellular component: cytoplasm. Gene Ontology annotation, molecular function: protein binding. The record is from RefSeq and is a predicted model, not a curated record. Lineage: Eukaryota; Metazoa; Arthropoda; Arachnida; Araneae; Eresidae.